GAGGAGGAAUGGGGUUGUGCUGAUGGGGGCCUGGCUGGUCCUUCCUCCUCCUCCUCCUCCCUCCUCCUCCUCACAUCAGGGUGUCCCUCCUUGCAGCAUGCCCCCAGCUGACCUGUGUGUCCUCUCUCUCUCUCCAGGCUGUUCCUCUAAGUCAUUCAAGCUGUACUCGCCAAAGGAGCCCCCGAACGGCAACGCCUUCCCCCCCUUCCACCCGGGCACCAUGCUGGAUCGAGAUGUGGGACCUACUCCCAUGUACCCACCGACGUACCUGGAGCCUGGAAUUGGGAGGCACACGCCGUAUGGGAACCAGACCGACUACAGGAUAUUUGAGCUCAACAAGAGGCUGCAGAACUGGACAGAGGAAUGUGACAAUCUGUGGUGGGACGCCUUCACCACAGAGUUCUUCGAGGAUGACGCCAUGUUAACAAUCACUUUCUGCUUGGAGGAUGGACCAAAGAGAUACACGAUCGGCCGGACUCUGAUUCCCCGUUACUUCCGCAGCAUCUUUGAAGGGGGGGCCACAGAGCUCUACUACGUGCUCAAGCACCCCAAGGAGUCCUUCCACAACAACUUUGUCUCACUGGACUGUGACCAGUGCACCAUGGUCACCCAGCACGGCAAGCCCAUGUUCACCCAGGUGUGUGUGGAGGGGCGGCUCUACCUGGAGUUCAUGUUUGACGACAUGAUGAGGAUAAAGACGUGGCAUUUCAGCAUCCGCCAGCAUCGAGAGCUCAUCCCCCGCAGCAUCCUUGCCAUGCAUGCACAGGACCCCCAGAUGCUGGACCAGUUAUCCAAGAACAUCACCCGCUGUGGGCUCUCAAAUUCCACACUCAACUACCUCCGACUCUGUGUAAUCCUAGAACCAAUGCAGGAGCUCAUGUCACGGCACAAGACCUACAGCCUCAGUCCCCGGGACUGCCUCAAGACUUGCCUCUUCCAGAAGUGGCAGCGGAUGGUCGCUCCGCCUGCGGAGCCAGCACGGCAGCAGCCCAGCAAGCGCCGGAAAAGGAAGAUGUCGGGGGGCAGCACCAUGAGCUCCGGCGGGGGGAACACCAACAACAGCAACAGCAAGAAGAAGAGCCCAGCCAGCACCUUUGCCCUGUCCAGUCAGGAUGUGAUGGUGGUAGGCGAGCCCACGCUGAUGGGGGGGGAGUUUGGGGAUGAGGAUGAGCGGCUCAUCACCCGGCUGGAGAACACGCAGUUUGACGCCGCCAACGGCAUCGACGAUGAGGACAGCUUCAACAACUCGCCAGCGCUGGGGGCCAACAGCCCCUGGAACAGCAAACCGCCCUCCAGCCAGGAGAGCAAGUCAGAGAACCCCACGUCGCAGGCGUCGCAGUAACAGCCCCCCCGCUGCCCCGUGGACUCAGUCCCAACCGAUCUACCUGUACAUUUGCAAUGGAGAGUGACUGGGAAGCGGCGAGGUACCGGGGGCAGAUCGGCUCCGUGCGGCUGAGGGGGUGCACGGCCCAGGGCGUGCGCCAGGCGAGCAGCCCCCAGCCCUCUCCCCCCACCGCCUCCCCACUCCCCCCACGCCUGCCUCCCCGCCGGACCCCAGGGCAGGGGUGGGUUUCCGGGGCCGUAGCUUCGUUAUUUGCCCUUCUCCCUCUUCCUCCCUGCUUCUUCCCCGGAGAACUUCUCAUUCCCUGCCCAUGUGCCCAGCCCCUGCCUGCUAAGCGGGGGGAGUUAGGAGGGAGGUGUCAGCAGUGUCUGGCGCAACUGGGAAGCCGGUGGUGUGCAGAUGCUGUGUGUUGGGGUCUGGCACAGCCCAGAGACCCUCCUCUCUUCCUCUUCCUCCUCCUCCUCUCCAAGUCCUGCGGUUGGGGUUUGCUGGACAGCUACCUGCAGCGGGGUUGCACGUCUCCAGCCCGACCUGGGGCUGGGCUGGGCAGGGGGGGCAGUGAUGGAAAGCCUUCCGUGUGCUGCCGGCUGUGCCACAGAGCCUCCUCUGGCCGGGGUCGGAUCCUGCUGUGCUGGGGUGGUGUCGAGGAUAGGGCCCCCCGUCGCAUUUCCCCGCUCUCCCUCCCCUUCCCCUCACUCCCCAGGGGCAGGAGCACAGCAGGGCCAUGGGGGGACUCUGUAUAUAGGAAGUGCGUUGCGGGGGGGCUUGGGAGGCUGGGAGGGGGCAUGGAGGACCCACAGCUCUGCCAGAGCAGCCGGUGCCCUGGCUCCCUGCCCGCAGCCCCUGUGUUUCCCCCUGCUCUGUGUGAGUCUGCCUGGGGCCCCUUUGCAACCCCUGGCUCCUGGUACCUCCUACUUUUGUCUUUUUUUAAGAAAAAAAAAUAAUAUUAUUAAAAUUGUAAGUUU
Messenger RNA from Athene cunicularia (burrowing owl), 2307 nucleotides. RefSeq names its product LIM domain binding 1 (gene LDB1). NCBI's taxonomy places the organism in Eukaryota, Metazoa, Chordata, Aves, Strigiformes, Strigidae. The record is from RefSeq and is a predicted model, not a curated record. The transcript has 10 exons. Gene Ontology annotation, cellular component: nucleus; transcription regulator complex. Bases 23 to 1342 code for a protein of 439 amino acids. Gene Ontology annotation, molecular function: LIM domain binding. Gene Ontology annotation, biological process: nervous system development; negative regulation of transcription by RNA polymerase II; positive regulation of transcription by RNA polymerase II.